UCUUCUGGUGUUUGGAUCUUCAUGUUUUUUCUUCUUCUCCUUUUUCUGUUGGUUGGAAUGAAUCAUCAAUUGUGUUUGUACUGGAUAAUCAAGGCAUUCAGGAUAUCCUCAUCCUUUUUGACAGGAAAAGUCCUCUUGGGCUUCUGGCUUCUUUGGUGCUUCUUUUUCGCGCUUUGUCAUGGAACAUCAGUCUUGCUCAACCGUUGGCCAACUUGUUUCUUGGUCGAAUACAGCCAUAAAAUUUCAAACUGAGACUGAAAGUCAAUGUGCUUGGGACGUACGUGCCGUGUGAAUAACAUGGAAAUGUCACAUAAGUUUCGAUUCCGCUCAGAAUCUGAGUUAACACUUCUUUUCACCUUCAAGUCUGUUGAUUUUACAAGAAAGGACGCUUGAGGUUAUUUUCAGCUAUCAUUCUUUGCUGGAUACAUCUAUUGUCUACCCCAGUCAAGUCUUCUUCCACAUCAAUCUCUUCCAGCCCGGGUUUUUCCGAAGCUCAUACCACUUUGAGUAUCUAGAUAAAAGUCUAGUGUACAGUAGAUUCUAAAGCCUGGAAGUGAAUAACUUGUGGCCGGAUUAUCCACUAGGCAAAUGACGUAUCGGGCGCCAAGCCUCUCAGUCCUUUUUUUUUACGCUUUGCGGACCUCCGAGUCAUAAGAUUUGGGUGCCGACGCAACUCCUGUCACCAGAAUAUCCGACAAUGUUCUGAUGUUGACACGCCAUCUACGUCUACCAAAUGUACAGCUCACGAUAUCCCACUCGAUCCAUACCAGCGCUUCACGUUUCUUGGAGCAGGUGGCUGCGUGCGAAUCCACCCAUCCGAUUUCCCCGCUGAGCGGCAUCCCGCAAUUCCACCACGCAGGUCCUACCGCCACCAUGGAGACACAUAUCCUUCCGGUCGACCCGAAUAAGCUAGGGAAGCUGAACAUCAGAAGUUCCGAUGACAAAGAUGCACUAGUAGAAGAUUGGGAUAUACAAUAUGAGCAAGGGCGGGAAUGGGAGAGCCUAAAACGGGCAGCUGAAGAGCUGAAGGAGACGGACACUCCCGUUGCGUUUCCAACAGAAACUGUUUAUGGUCUUGGGGCAGACGCGACAAGAAGCUCGGCGGUGCGUGCCAUCUUCGCAGCCAAAGGACGUCCAGCAGAUAAUCCACUCAUCGUUCAUGUCCACUCAAUACCCCAACUGCGUACUCUUCUCCUUGGGGAGAACAAGACCAGUGAUGGGGUCAUAGAUCCAAUACCCGAAAUCUACAAACCGUUGAUUAGAAUGUUUUGGCCGGGCCCUCUCACCAUUAUCCUACCAAAUCCCAAUGGUUCUGUCCUAGCGCCUGAGGUGACCGCAGGACUCGAUACCUUCGGUGCCCGUAUGCCUCGUAGCAUACUUUCACUUGCACUGAUGCGCCUUGCUGAUGUUCCUCUCGCCGGUCCCUCCGCGAAUGCGUCCACGAGGCCGUCGCCUACUGCAGCCGAACACGUCAAAGACGAUCUGAACGGACGGAUACAUACUAUCAUAGAUGGUGGGCCUUGCGAAGUUGGUGUCGAAAGUACAGUCGUAGACGGCUUAUCGAAUCCUCCGGCUGUACUCCGCCCCGGUGGUGUCACCGUAGAGCAGCUGCGACAAUGUCCAGGAUGGGAAAACGUGGUUGUAGGAUACAAGGAUAAACACGAACAUGAUAUCAAACCGAGAGCUCCUGGUAUGAAGUAUAGGCAUUAUUCACCCAAAGCUUCGGUCAUACUAUACGAAGCCGGCGCAAAAAUACCCGGCCUGAGUGAUAUCCUGAAUCCUAAGAAGGGCUACAAGUCUGUCGGUAUCAUUCGGACUAAAACAUGGCCCGCUGCAUUGGGACUCUUGAUUGAUAGCGAACACCAGACAAAUGGUGAUUCGGAUCCCAAGGGUACCGGCUCGGAGAGCGUCGCCCGAGGGCUAAAUUCGUCUCUGUCCAAUCUUCUACGAUCAGUCAUACAACACCAAAUUCCCCACGCCUCACAACAUUACUUCCAACCACCCGUUGGGAAUCGAAUCCCGGUAUGGGAUAUUGCACUGGGAACUUCUACCGAGGACGUAGCACGUGGACUCUUUUCUGCAUUGAGAGAACUGGAUAAGAAAGGAGUGGAGAUAAUUCUUGUGGAAGGCAUCGAUGAUCGUGUGGGCGACGACAUCGCUGCAGCGGUCAUGAACCGUUUGCGGAAAGCAGCUGAAUUACGUGUUUAG
Molecule: messenger RNA, 2208 nt
Organism: Periconia digitata
Lineage: Eukaryota; Fungi; Ascomycota; Dothideomycetes; Pleosporales; Periconiaceae
Source: the annotation of a GenBank genome assembly